GCGGGUGUUUUCUAAAGUUAUUUUACAUGAUACUUAAAUUACCUACUUAGCCAAUAGUCUAAAAUGCGAUUUAAAAGGACAAGUUUUUGUAUAAAUAAAAACAUAUAUAGCGCUUGUUUACUAUGUAGAAGUUAUUGUAGUGAUGUUCUUCCUUUGAGUGAAACAAAAAUAAUCAGAAAACAUAAAGAAAUUUCUAAGAAUGAAGAAACUCCUGAAAAAACCGAAUGUCCAAAGGAUACUGAAGAGUUUAGGGUCAAUGCUGUUAAUAUACAGAUGAUUUCAAAAAAUAUCUACAAACAACUAUUCAAGGACAGUCCUACUGAAAUAGACCCAAAUAUUGUUAAAAAUUGCCAAGCUCAUCUCUUACAGCACGGUAUAAAUUAUAAAGAAUAUAGCAAACUUCCAGAUGUUCAAUUAAAGUUGCCAGAUUUAGAAGGAAAAGAUAUUGUAGAACAUUUUUAUAACAUCGGAAAGAAACAAUCUGCUCCUUAUAAAAAGUUGUUAAAUGAAUUGGCAUCAAGAAAGCUGCCAGAAUUACCAAAGAUAUGGCUAAAAAGUAAAGGCUGGACAAAAUACACACCAGAAGGCCCCAAAUCAGUUCCAUGCCCUGAUGAUGAUGUCUUGGUUUUUGAUGUUGAAGUUUUGAUGGCCGCGGGUAAAAGGCCAACCCUGGCUUGUGCAGUAUCUCCUGAUGCAUGGUACAGCUGGGUAAGCGAACCACUAGCCAGUGGCAAAGCCCAUGAAUCUUUUAGUGAAGUGAAUUACGAAGACCUCAUUCCUUUAGAAACAGAUGGACACAAGCCAUGCGGUGAUUUGAAUAGGCCCAGGAUAGUAGUUGGACAUAAUGUGUCGUACGAUAGAGCGAAGAUUAAAGAGCAGUAUUGGUUGGAAAGGACGGGUGUGCGUUUCAUGGACACAAUGUCGAUGCACACGUGUGUGAGUGGGGUGACGAGCUACCAGCGCACAGUGCUAAAGGCGAAGAACAAAGAGCCCGAUCCUAGUGACGAUGAUUGGAUUGAAAUUAGCUCAUUGAAUAGUCUUUCGGAGGUACAUAAGCUCUAUUGUGGUAAGGCAAUCGACAAGCAAACCCGGGAUAUCUUCGUAGAAGGCACGAUGGAAGACGUACAUAAUAACUUCCAAACGCUCAUGAGUUACUGCGCUGGUGACGUCAUCGCGACUCAUAACGUACUAAGGGAACUAUUCCCGAUGUUUCUAGAAAGAUUUCCUCAUCCUGUAACGUUGGCUGGGAUGUUGGAACUAGGUACAGCAUACUUACCCGUAAACUCCAAUUGGACGCAAUACAUCGACUCAGCAGAAACGGUAUUCAAUGAUUACAAGCUGGAAUCUCAACAGUUGCUAUCCCUUAAAGCAGAUGAAGCCUGUCGCCUUAUGGAGAAAAAAGAAUACAAAAACGACCUUUGGAUGUGGAAUGAAGAUUGGUCAACGCAAACUUUAAAACUGAAAAAGUCUACGUCGAAAAAGACAGAUAUUCCUGAAGACAUAAAACCUGAUAAACAAACAAAAACUCAGGAUAAUUUUGAAACGUUAAGUGAAAGUUAUAUAGAAAGCUUAGAAGCAAAUAACGGAGAAAAAGUAAAGGUUCCAGAAGAACUAGUCAAAAAGUUUCAAUAUUUGUACGAUUUACGAAGUUCGUUGCCGGUAAAAAGGCCGUAUUUAGCCGGAUAUCCGGCGUGGUAUAGGAAAUUGUGUACGAAGCCAGGGAAGGAUCCUGAUUGGUCGCCUGGCGCUAAUAAUAUUACGACCAGCAUGCAGAUAACCCCAAAACUUCUCCGUUUAUCAUGGGAAGGUUACCCCCUCCACUAUAUCCAGGGAGAGGGGUGGGGGUUUCUCGUCCCCUACAGUAGAACAAGGGGAGAUCUAGAAGAGGGGGAAAUUCCUUUACCCCUAGAAACGUUGUUAUCCUCCUGUCCUAUAGUUACGUGUAAGGGGACUGAAGUUGAUGCCGAAUCGUAUGUAUUGCCGAAAACUGUUGAGGAGGAUCUUGGAAAGCGUGCGUAUUUUGCGAGGAAAAGAAAGCUAGAACAAGCGGCAGCAAAUCAAUACCAUGGGUUAGGGGUUUGGACAGGCAUAGAGAUACAAGGGUGUUGCCAUUUUCUUCGAUUGCCGCACAAAGAUGGCCCAAAAUACAAAGUCGGCAAUCCUCUAGCGCGGGAUUUCCUAAACAUGUUCAGUCAAAACGUUCUGUCAGCGCAGGGAAAUGAUGCAGAAAAGGUACUAACCUACGGUCGAAUGAUGUCCUACUGGCGAAAUAACAGAGAGCGAGUCAUGGGCCAACAAGUUGUAUGGUUACCUGAGGAAAUACUGCCGGAACAUUUAAGAGGGACAUUGAGAAGAUAUGGUGCGAUUAUACCGCAGGUGGUAGUGUGUGGCACGCUUACUAGACGAGCCAGCGAACCAACAUGGAUGACAGCUAGCAAUGCGACAGCAGAACGUAUCGGUUCUGAGUUACGCGCGCUCGUGCAAGCGCCGCCGAAGUACCGCUUCGUUGGCGCUGAUGUUGAUUCUCAGGAGCUAUGGAUAGCCGCGUUGCUAGGCGACAGUGGCACGCAGCUGUGCGGUGGGAGCGCGUUCGGGUGGGCGGUGCUAGCGGGGCACAAAGCGGCUGCUACUGAUCUGCACUCGCUGACUGCGCGAGCUGCUAAUGUACAGAGAGAUCAUGCGAAAGUGAUUAAUUACGCGAGGAUUUAUGGAGCCGGACAAAACUUUGCGGAACGAUUGCUAAAACAAUUUAACCCCACUAUGACAAUAUCAGAAGCAAAGAGCAAAGCUGCCAAAAUGUUCACUACAACGAAAGGUAGAAGAGUGUAUACAUUGAAGAAGAAAUAUAUGUUGGGCCUUAUGGAUGAAGAUAUUGAAGAUCAGAAAGUUGAGAUGACAUCAUAUCAAGCGACAAGACUAGCCAAGAUGAGCGGCAAACAAGUUGAAGACAUGUUCGAGAGACCCCGUUGGGUGGGCGGUACCGAGUCGUGCAUGUUCAACAAGCUUGAAGAUAUUGCGGAUUCCGUAGAACCAAAAACGGCAUUCCUCGAAGGGCGAUUAUCGCGCGCACUAGAACAUAGCGCGGGACGGUGGGGGGGAACUCGGCUGAACUGGGCGGUACAGAGCGCAGCUGCUGACUUCCUGCAUCUCAUGCUAGUUAGCAUGACGCACUUGGCACCGAAAGCGAGAUUCUGCCUAAGUUUCCACGAUGAAGUGCGCUACUUGGUACCUGAUGAACAUAAAUACGAAACAGCACUUGCUCUACAAAUCACCAAUUUAUUUACGAGAACAUUUUGUUCCCAAAGAGUCGGUAUAAAAGAUCUACCACUAUCAGUUGCAUUCUUUACGUCUGUUGAAGUGGAUCAAGUUUUACGGAAGGAAUCAAAUUUAAGUUGUACGACACCUUCUAAUCCGCACGGCUUAGAAAAUGGAUAUGGCAUACCUAAUGGAGAAUCAUUGACCAUAUUCGAUGUACUUGAUAAGUGUAAAAUAAAUAAGGAAUAAAGAUGUGUAUUUUUAUUAAAAGGGAAAACCAC
Colias croceus (clouded yellow) is the source of this 3536-nucleotide messenger RNA. RefSeq names its product DNA polymerase subunit gamma-1, mitochondrial (gene tam). The coding region runs from base 64 to 3504 and encodes 1146 amino acids. The transcript is spliced from 18 exons. Gene Ontology annotation, biological process: mitochondrial DNA replication. Lineage: Eukaryota; Metazoa; Arthropoda; Insecta; Lepidoptera; Pieridae. The record is from RefSeq and is a predicted model, not a curated record. Gene Ontology annotation, molecular function: DNA-directed DNA polymerase activity; 3'-5' exonuclease activity; DNA binding. Gene Ontology annotation, cellular component: mitochondrion; gamma DNA polymerase complex.